AUGGCCCGUGUCAACAGUCCUCAGCAGCCCAGUCGAGUGCGCAACAAGCCCGUGACCAAGAGGGACGACUGGGGGCAAAGCCCCUUGUUCUAUGCUGCGAGAGAGGGACACACCGAGCUUUGUGCAUUUUUCGUGGAGAAAUGCGGCAUGUCCGUGCACCAGACGGACAAAUGGGGUGACACCGCGAUCUUCUAUGCAGUGGAGGCGAAGAAGCUUGAGACGAUCGUGUACCUGCUGAAGAAAGGAGCGUCGCUGGGGGUACACAACCAGGAGCUCCAAUCACCUGCAACGAUCGCGUCUGUCGAAGUCACUCGCGAGCUGCAGGCACGGGUUGAGGAAUGGGGCGAGCCUUUGAAUGCGCCGCCGGCCCAGGCAAAGAAAGACAGAUCACCAAAAGGCAAGCGCAAGAGGGUCGAGGAGGAGGAAUCGGCUGCGGAGGGACCCCGAACCCUGGAGGAAUGGGCUGCGCACCCAACCAAGAUGCCCAGGAUGCCCAGGGGCUCAAAGCCAGCGGCACGACGGCAGCCGAAAGAGGCAAAAGUCGUCACUGAAAGCCCUACGCACAGCGUCAAGGUGGUGACAGCAGACGCCCUGGAGGAGGUCAGGGAUCUGGAGAAGACGUUAGUCAGAGAUCAAGCCGAUCUCUUCAAGAGCCAGCUCUUCGUCCGCUCCUGCCGAGUCGCAGACUUCUGCUUGGCACUGGGGGCCUACGAGAAGGACUCUCAGUUCUUCCGUGAGUACUCCUACAUCGUGGCCAACCGUGGGAUGUGUGGAUCGCUCGUCCUGGUAGCUCGCGAAAAGGGAACCGACCGAGUUGUCGGCUUCUGCCAUGCCGACUCCUGUGAUCAGGAGCUGGUCAUAGGCCAUCUCAAGGUGCAUCGUGAUCACCAGGGCCAAGGUGUAGGCAAGCUGCUGAUCCAAGGAGCCGAGAUGCAGGCGUUGAGCGCUGGAUGGGCGUUUGAGUCCGUGACACUGCGUGUGCUGCACCUGAACUCAAAGGCACAGCAGAUCUUCUUGAGACUCGGCUUCGACAUCGAGGACGAGCCAGCACCAAAGCCGUCUAUGAGCCCACUCUCCAUGUGUCUCAAGAUGGUCCGGCGUGCGAAGCACGCCCCCGAAGCUCCAAGCGAAAGCGAGCUUUACCCGCCAGUGGCGCCGUAUGUGCAAACCGCCUUCGCGCCCUGGCACCUCAAGCCCGCAGAGGAGGCCAAGCGCACAGCGGAGCCGAAGGCUGCAGCGGAGCCCAAGGCUGCAGAGGAGCGCAGGACUGCAGCGGAGCCCAAGGCUGCAGCGGAGCGCAGGACUGCAGCGGAGCCCAAGGUUGCAGAGGAGCGCAGGACUGCAGCGGAGCCCAAGGUAGAGGAGCGCAGGACUGCAGCAGAGUCCAAGGCAGCGGAGCCCAACGCUGCAGCGGAGCCCAAGGCUGCAGCGGAGUCCAAGGCAGAGGAGCCGACGGCUGCAGCGGAGCCCAAGGCUGCAGCGGAGGCAACGGGGCCAGCGCCCGACGAAGACCCUGGAGAGGACGAUGAGUCUGCGACUCAUCCAUCAAUGCCCCCGUUGAUUCCAGUGACACCCUGUUGGUUGGACGAACCGGGGGCUGCGAAGCCUCUAGAGAAGUCAACGGGGCGAGCGCCCGACGCCGGGCAAAGCGAGGCGGAGGAGCAGACGGGGCCAGCGCCCGCUGCAGCUGCAGAGGAGCCGACGGGGCCAGCCGCUGCAGCUGGUGGGGACGACGAUGCCUCCUCGGCGACGCAUCCAUCGAUGCCGGAUUUGAUUCCUGUCACCCCAUACUGGUUAGACGAACCGCGGGGUCCCAAGCUGUCCUUCGCUCUCAGUGCUCUUGUGCUAAGACAUUCGCUCCAAGGUCUCCUGGCAUCC
Molecule: messenger RNA, 1878 nt
Organism: Symbiodinium necroappetens
Lineage: Eukaryota; Dinophyceae; Suessiales; Symbiodiniaceae
Source: the annotation of a GenBank genome assembly